Molecule: messenger RNA, 2186 nt
Organism: Ostrea edulis (European flat oyster)
Lineage: Eukaryota; Metazoa; Mollusca; Bivalvia; Ostreida; Ostreidae
Product: protein Red-like
Exons: 19
Coding region: 159-1949 (596 amino acids)
Biological process (GO): mRNA splicing, via spliceosome
Cellular component (GO): nucleus
Source: RefSeq, a predicted model, not a curated record
GACAAUGAUGGCUAUUUAGGCGGUUCCUGGCAAUUCGUAAACAAAUUGCUGUAAUCUCUCUCCCACGAAGUUUAUUCCACACUAUUUCCAGUAAAAAAAAGCUUGUUCAGUUGUUGUCAACUGUUGUAACUGAGAAAGGUGUUGAAACAAGCAUUGAAAUGCCGGAGCGUGGUGAAACUGAGGUAUUUUCCAACCCCCUCCCUCCGCAGGAUUUCGAGGACUACGGUGAAGACGAUGAAGGACAACCUCUUACCAAUGAAGACUUUCGUAAGAUGCUUAUGACCCCCCGGGUCUCUUCAUCAAGCUCAGCAUCAUCAUCUGCAGUAACACAUGGGGCAAAGCAGCCAGUGCACCAAAAGAAAGCUGUGAUAGCAAGACCUGAAGAAGAUGAAGAUGAUCCAGCUACAAGGAGGAGGAAGAAGAAAAUUUACUAUGCCAAACUUAAAAGGCUCGAAGAAGAAAGACAGAAAGAACUGGAAUCCAAGUAUCGAGACAGAGCCAGAGAGAGACGAGAUGGUGUCAAUAAAGACUAUGCAGAGACUGAGAUCAUCAGUACAACAGCUGAUUACCGAGCAGUGGCUCCUGAUGCCAAGGCGGGAGAUAACUAUGCUGAGAAACGUAAACAGCUGAUUCAGGAGUCCAAAUAUCUUGGUGGUGAUAUGGAGCACACUCACUUGGUCAAAGGGUUGGAUUUUGCUUUGUUGGAGAAGGUGAGAGCGGAAAUUAGCAACAAGGAAUUAGAGGAAGAGAUAAUGAUGGAGGAAGUUGUAACACAGAAGAAGGAAGACAAGGAGGUGGAUCCAGAGGAGCAGAUGAGUUUCAAAACCAGAGUGGGAAGAAACAUCUACAGGACAUUAUUCAAACACAGAUUUCCAGAGAGGAAUGAGCUGUUUUUGCCAGGACGGAUGGCUUAUAUUGUGGAUCUAGAAGAUGAGUACGCUGAGAAUGAUGUCCCUUGUACCACAAUCCGCAGCAAAGCAGACUGUCCCAGCCUGGAGGCCACUACGUCCCUGACGACCAAUGACAUUGUCAUCAACAAACUGACCCAGAUUCUGUCUUACCUCAGACAGGGACGCCGGGAGAGCAAGAAGCUCAAGAAAAAAGAAAAGGGGAAAAACAAGGAUGAUGACAAACCCAAAGAAAAACUACCUGGAGCUGAUGACAGCAUUUACACUGAUGCUGGGGACUACUUACCUUCUUACACCAAAUCCAAGGACAAGAAAGACAAGAAAGAACGUGAUCGAGACAGAGAUCGAGAUGAUCGCAGAGACAGGGGACGAGACAGAGAUAGGGACUAUCGAGAUAGGGACCGAGACAGGAGAGAUAGGGGUCGAGAUAGAGAUCGCCAUGGAGACAGGGACAGGGAUAGAGAUCGUGACAGAGACGGCCACAGAGAGAGAAGGGAGGACAGGAAGAGAAAGUCGUACUUUGAGAAGCCUGUCGAGGAGGAUGAUGACAAGACGAAGGGACUAGGUUCUGCAGGAGAUCUGGUAAAGACAAUCAACGACCGCUUUAAGGGAUAUGUUGAUGUUGAGAAAGAGAGAGAAAAAGAGAAGGCUGAUAAACACAAGAAGUGGAUGGAGAAGCUUCAACAGAAAACCCUCAUCGACAGUUAUGCAGAGUGUUAUCCAGGGAUGGAGGAAGCUGACGAUGCUCUAGGUGACUCUGAUGAUGAGGCGGACUUCAGUAAGAUGGACCAGGGCAAUAAGAAGGGCCCGGUGGGAAGAUGGGACUUCGACACCCAGGAAGAAUACAGCGAUUACAUGGCCAAUAAAGAAGCACUACCCAAGGCAGCUUUUCAGUAUGGUGUCAAGAUGGCAGAUGGUCGGAAAACUCGUCGAGCAGGUCCCAAGGAUGAGAAAGCAGAGUUAGACAGGCAAUGGCAGAAAAUCCAAAACAUACUGAAGACCAAGGCAGGAGAACCCAGCGAAAAGAAAAUGAAGCACUGAAUUAAUUCAGCUGUUAUGAGUAUAGUGACAUGUUUAUUCAUGUAAAAAAAAUUAUGCAGAUUUGUAUUGUAUUUAAUUGCAUUAUGUAAAGAAAUUCAAUGUUUCAUGUGUUUACGAUGAGCAAGAUUUCUUAUAUAAUAAACCAAAUAUUGUAAAUGUUCUGAUAUUUGAAUUUCGUUUGAUUUAAUGUACAUGUAUUAUUAUUUUGUAUGAAAUAAAAUGGGUGUAGUCAUGUGA